CAGAUUUGCAUGGUAAAACUAGCAGGAAAAAAAAAAAAACAGAAAAAAAGGAAAAGGAAGGGCAAGACUGAACAGACGAUACUCAUCUCCAUCGUCACGGUAAGCUGGAGGUUCUCCGUCCUUUCUGCUUCCCCCCCUUCCAUUCCCUUUCCGGCCAUCCCUCUCGCUAGAUUUUCUUCCCCGUAGGAAUUGAGCUCCUAUUUGGAUCUGCUGAUCCGUAUUCUCCGUAUUUGUGUCCAAUCAUCUUCCUGUUGAGCUGCGGUUGCCCUCCCCGCCCUCGUCCGUCCCCGAAAUGUAGAACUGUACUCUUGUGCUCUUGGUUUCUUGAGGAGGGCACCUCGUGGCCAUCUUGAAGCGCCCGUCCCCAACAACACUCCAUGAAAUCUGUGAAUCUGUUGCGGAUGUUAAAAGUGCUGUCGUAGUGGUACUGUCGAACCGACUGAACUGAAUGGGCAACUGCUGCCGAUCUCCGGCUGCGGCCGCAAGGGAGGAAGUCCAUAUUAAGUCUGGCCAUCCCCAUGACCAUCAUGGCGGUGGGAAGAAGGUUGGUGGUGCUGCCAACAGCAAGAAAUUGACCGUUUUGAGUGGGAACGUGAAGGAAGGGAUUGAGGACAAGUAUGUCGUCGACCGGGAGUUGGGGCGCGGGGAAUUUGGGAUAACCUACCUCUGCAUUGAUAAGGACUCGAGGGAAUUGCUCGCCUGCAAGACGAUCUCGAAGCGCAAGCUUCGGACGGCGGUGGACAUUGAAGAUGUAAGAAGGGAGGUGGCAAUCAUGAAUCAUCUCCCCAAGGACUCCAACAUUGUCAGCUUAAAGGAGGCGCGGGAGGACGACAAUGCAGUUCAUUUGGUGAUGGAGUUAUGCGAGGGUGGGGAGCUCUUCGAUCGUAUUGUAGCCAGAGGACAUUAUACGGAGAGGGCCGCCGCUGCCGUUGCCAAGACGAUCGUGGAGGUUGUUCAGCUUUGCCACAAGCAUGGGGUUAUACAUCGAGACCUUAAACCAGAGAAUUUUUUGUUCGCGAACAAGAAGGAGAAUUCCCCUCUAAAGGCAAUUGAUUUCGGCUUGUCCAUAUUCUUCAAACCUGGUGAAAGGUUCUCCGAGAUUGUUGGGAGUCCAUACUACAUGGCACCUGAGGUACUUAAGCGGAACUACGGCCCAGAGAUAGAUAUCUGGAGUGCAGGAGUUAUCCUCUACAUAUUACUAUGUGGCGUCCCGCCAUUUUGGGCAGAAUCGGAACAAGGAGUUGCGCAGGCUAUUCUUCGUGGCCUUAUUGAUUUUAAGAGAGAACCAUGGCCUUCCAUAUCAGAUAAUGCGAAGAAUUUGGUCCGGCAGAUGUUGGAACCUGAUCCACAGCGUAGACUAACUGCAAAGCAAGUUCUCGAACAUCCUUGGUUGCAAAAUGCUAAAAAAGCACCAAACAUACCUCUUGGAGAUGGUGUAAAGACUAGGCUUAAACAGUUUUCUAUGAUGAACAGAUUCAAGAGAAGAGCAUUGAGGGUAAUUGCUGAUCAUUUAUCCAUUGAAGAAGUAGAAGAUGUCAAAGAGAUGUUUAGGAUGAUGGACACAGACAAUGAUGGUGCUGUAUCACAUGAAGAACUCAAGGCAGGGCUUCAUAAAUUUGGUUCUCAGCUUGCAGAGUCUGAAGUCCAGAUUCUAAUGGAAGCUGUAGAUGCAGAUAGCAAUGGGACACUCAAUUAUGAAGAGUUCAUCGCUGUUUCAGUUCAUCUACAAAAAAUGGCCAAUGAUGAGCAUCUCCGAAAGGCGUUCUCUUUCUUUGACAAGGAUGGAAAUGGCUUCAUUGAACUCGAGGAACUUAGAGAGGCCUUAGUUGAGGAGGGCGUAUCUGAUUCUGAUGUUGCAGUUGAUAUUCUUCGAGAAAUAGACAGUGACAAGGAUGGUCGUAUCAGCUAUGAUGAAUUUGUCGCUAUGAUGAAGACUGGAACUGAUUGGAGAAAGGCAUCACGGCACUAUUCAAGAGGCAGGUUUAACAGUCUGAGUAUCAGGUUGAUGAAGGAUGGGUCUCUUAAUGGAGGAGCUGAUAGGCAAUGAAGUGUGGUUCCCUGAAGUUCAACGAUUAGCAGCUUCUUCAGUUUGAGCAUAUUGGUGAUUAACCUGACUAUUUAGUGUCAGCUACUUUCUUAGUUUGGCUGCUUGAAGCUUUUGUAUUCAUAUACCACAGUGGUGGACUGAGCGUUUUUACUGAUGGGGAACUGUUUUCUACCUUAAAAAUGGAGGAGCUUGUACAACUGUAAGCAAGGGGAAGAGGUAUGAAAUGGUGGAAAAUUUUAUGGAUUAACCACCCACUAACCAUCUAUACAGUUGAACUUUUAAAAAAAGAGGGACAAGUAACAAUGAUCAGCAUCUCUUUCCAAAGUUAAGAUAUUCAUGAUUAGCUACUUAA
Nymphaea colorata (pocket water lily) is the source of this 2399-nucleotide messenger RNA. Its product is annotated as calcium-dependent protein kinase 13. Gene Ontology annotation, molecular function: calcium-dependent protein serine/threonine kinase activity; calmodulin binding; calcium/calmodulin-dependent protein kinase activity. The record is from RefSeq and is a predicted model, not a curated record. The transcript has 8 exons. Gene Ontology annotation, biological process: intracellular signal transduction; protein autophosphorylation; peptidyl-serine phosphorylation. Bases 449 to 2047 code for a protein of 532 amino acids. Lineage: Eukaryota; Viridiplantae; Streptophyta; Magnoliopsida; Nymphaeales; Nymphaeaceae. Gene Ontology annotation, cellular component: cytoplasm; nucleus.